Molecule: messenger RNA, 1600 nt
Organism: Sander lucioperca (pikeperch)
Lineage: Eukaryota; Metazoa; Chordata; Actinopteri; Perciformes; Percidae
Gene: ccdc157
Product: coiled-coil domain containing 157
Exons: 8
Coding region: 315-1319 (334 amino acids)
Source: RefSeq, a predicted model, not a curated record
CAUGCGCCGGCUGGCAAAGCAUCUUCAAGACGUGCGGGGUACUGUGCAGCCUCUUAAAGACCGACUAGCGUCAGCAGAAGCAGAGCGGGAGAGAUUCAGGUCUCAGCUGGAAAGAACACAGAAAGAGUUCAAGCAAGAGUUGGAAAAACACCAAGCAAACAUAGUCCAGCUGGAGUUUUCGCUGAGGAAAGCACAGAGAUCUGUGAAAGAAACAGAGCAAAGGCUACAAGAGGAGCAACAACAACUCAAGAGAGAAACGUUGUGCUUGGAGGAGACUAAUUCCAGACUGAAAGAGAAAGUUACAGUACAGCAAGAUGCAUUACAAGCACUUGGAAAAAGUGAGGACCUUGCACAUGGAGGAAGAGGCCUGUUGUAAACUACAGCAAAGGGUCCAGCAGUUAGAGAGUCAAAUCUCUGAAACUCAACUCCGUCUUGACAAAGAGAAUGCCAAGUACCACAGCGCUUGUCGUCAGCAAGAGUCAAUGCAGGCCAAGCAGAAGUCUUUGUUAGAGAGAGUUGACGCUCUCGACGAAGAGUGCGAAGAGCUGCAGAGGCAGUUGGGAGACAGGGAGGAGAGACAGAUCGACGCCCACAAUCACCUGCAAAAGAUAUCAGAGGAGAAGGAGCAAGUGCAGGCUCAGCUCGCUCAGCAGCAGGACCUGUGUUUGGAGCUCCAAAAAGAGAAGCAAACACUGGAAACACACGUAGGCGAGCUGAAGAACAGUGUGGCUGAGCUGAAGGAACACACGCAAGCUUUAAGGGAGAGGGAGAGGCUGCUGGUGGCUUUCCCAGAGCUCAGCCCCCUGGCUCAGGCCAAACCACAGAGUACAGGAAAUGUGCUUUUGGAUAUGGAGCAACAAUUGCAGGCAAAUAGCAUUCGUAUAAACAUUCUGGAGCAGGAAAACACGACCCUGUACAGCAGCCUUGUGAAACUGAGGGAAAGAGCACAAAAUAAUGCCACCAGGGAGGCCUCACCUCAGCAGACAUGGAGCCUCCCUCUGCCCAGCACACCAGUAGAGAAGCAACCAAUUCACUUGACACAAAUGCAAAAGAAUCCAUUGCAGAGCAGCAGUGCAACAGGGCUGGGUUACGGUAACAGAGGGAGGGAAGCAAGACGAGGGGAAAGUGGUCUGGAGUCAGCCAGGUCAGAGGAUCGUGUGUCCACUGCCCCCGCCUCCCCCUCGUCCCUGCAACUUCACCUUCAAACCCUCCACCUCAACACGGGCUCCACCGCCGCUAAAAGCCAGACAAAAGCACACAGUGGCUCUCUCCUCUCUCACUCCAGAAGCUCGAACCAGAAGAAACAAAUAAAACCCUGAAUGUGUAAAUGCAUUUAGACAGAACUUGCAGUUGGAGAGAGAAAGAACACAGCGUCGUAUGAGGAUUUCUGGCAACAACAACAUGGCUCAUAAUAAGGCACAUUCCCUAUAAUAUGUCAUGAUGUCUCGUUGCACAUUAUACCAUACUAACACUAAUGCUUUUGUAAUUUUACAUUCUCAUUGUGUACACUUGUGACAGUGGCUUGCCACCGUUACCGCUACAUUUGUCAUUAUGCUAAGCUGAAUUUAUAUAUAAUAAACUUACUGUGGUAUAACUUAAA